Merops nubicus (carmine bee-eater) is the source of this 215-nucleotide messenger RNA. It is a transcript of the gene FXYD2, whose product is annotated as FXYD domain containing ion transport regulator 2. Gene Ontology annotation, molecular function: sodium channel regulator activity. Gene Ontology annotation, cellular component: membrane. The transcript is spliced from 4 exons. Gene Ontology annotation, biological process: monoatomic ion transport; regulation of sodium ion transmembrane transporter activity. The record is from RefSeq and is a predicted model, not a curated record. The annotation marks the transcript as partial. Lineage: Eukaryota; Metazoa; Chordata; Aves; Coraciiformes; Meropidae.
AGCAAGUGCCUGAGCAGGGCCAGGACAGGUUCAGCUACGACUAUGAGACCAUCCGCAAUGGGGGGCUGAUCUUUGCCAUUGUGGCUUUUGUCGUCGGGCUCCUCAUCAUCCUCAGCCAGCGGUUCCACUGUGGAGGGAAGAAGAAAAGGAGCCGGGAACCCUGCCGGGAGAACAAAAAGGAGCCGGACUCUCGCCGUUGGGCGGAGAGCGAGUGA